Hemicordylus capensis (graceful crag lizard) is the source of this 4107-nucleotide messenger RNA. Its product is annotated as E3 ubiquitin-protein ligase TRIM7-like. The record is from RefSeq and is a predicted model, not a curated record. Lineage: Eukaryota; Metazoa; Chordata; Lepidosauria; Squamata; Cordylidae. Gene Ontology annotation, molecular function: zinc ion binding; protein binding. The transcript is spliced from 8 exons. Bases 828 to 2330 code for a protein of 500 amino acids.
CAUAGAACUGCUGAAGUGAAGUGGCAAUGUGUAGUCCGCCCCCUAAACCCAGAACUAGGUCAAGGGCUGAAUGAAUAAAAUGCCUCGUCAUGAAGAAAACACCUAAUAAACCUUUAAUCCGAUAACCAUGCCAGGUGCUUGCGGAGGGGCUCUUCCAACAAAAUGGACAGUGGAUAAUGGGAGGAAAACCGAAGAGCAGCGGCAGGAAAAAGAAGAAGAUUUACUGUUGGCUGCAUACAUUGAUUUUCCAACCUUCCGCGCGCCCAGCUUCGAAAGGCACAGCAGCAGCCUCCCUGCUCUCUCCUUGCUAGCGGGGCGGGGGGGGGGGCACCCACCAGGAAGAACUCCCCCCACCAGGAAGAACAGCUGAGCUGCUUGGCAUUGGCAGUUCCCGCCUCAGAGACCUGCAAAAAAGGAUGCCCGCUCAACCGAGCCUCGCGCUGCUACGCCGGAUUCGUCUCUCUCCCUACCCCCAGCGCCCUACUCAGCAGUACUGCUGCCGCCAACGGAGUGAGACAAGCUCGCCGGGCUCUCUCCCUGCACGGCCCCAGCAACAGGAGUAGCAGCCGCCCAGGACCAGCUGUUCAACUUCCCUAAAAGGCUGUAUCCCUGGAUGAAAAAGCAACCACUCCGCUGCCUGCUUCUCCCUAUUUGUCCCCAGGCCCAGCACUGUAGCUUGUUCCUUUCCAGCGACUUAGGGAAGAGCAGCGCGCCGUUCUGCUUGCAGCUCUCCCGCCCAGGCGGGGCCUCAGCAGCUAAGCCCCGCCUGGGCGGGAGAGGCAGACAGGAAAACGAAACUCAGCUGCUGCUGCUGUGGAGUUUGAGCGAUGGCCGCCGCCGCUGCUGCUCUCAGCGUGGGGAAGCAACUUCAGGAUGAAGCCACGUGCUCCGUCUGCCUGGACUUCUUUACUGAUCCCGUGACUCUGGACUGCGGGCACAAUUUCUGCCAAGCCUGCAUUGCUCAGUGCUGGGGGGAGCCGCCCACAGUCACGGCCUGUCCUCAGUGCCGAGAGAGCUUUCAGCCGAGGAACGUGAAGCCGAACAGGCAACUUGCCAACAUGGUUGCACUACUCAAAGAGUUCAGUGUGCAGGUGAAGCAGCAAGUGGGAGGCUGGAGAGUCUGCGGGAGGCACCAGGAGCCCCUGAAGCUCUUCUGCCAGGACGAUGAAGCCCCCCUCUGCGUGGUGUGCCACUUAUCCAAGGAGCACCGAGCUCACACUGUGGUUCCUAUCCAGGAGGCUGCCCAGGAGUACAAGGAUCAGUUCUGGAGCUUUCUGGAGCUUUUGAGGAAGGGGAGAGAGAAGAUUCUGGCAUGUAAAUCUGAUGCAGAAAAGGAAAGCCAAAACUUGCUUAAUCAAAUUGUAGCAGAGAGGCAAAAGACAGUGGCUGAGUUCAGACAACUCUACCAGUUUCUGAAAGAGAAAGAGACACUCAUGUUGACCCAGAUAGAAGAAGUGGAGAAGGAGACUGCAAGAAGAAGGGAUGAAUAUAUGGGGAAACUCUCCAAAGAGCUCUCUUCACUUGAUAAAGUUAUCCAGGAGAUGGAAGAGAAGUGUGAGCAGUCAGCAAGUGAGCUUCUGCAGGAUGUUAGAAGCACCUUGAAGAGAUGUAAGGAGAAAGAGAGAUUUGAGAAUCCUGUGGCUUUUCCUCCCACAUUGAAGUGCAGAAUAUGGGUCCUUUGUGACAAUAGCACCUUUCUGGAGAGUUUCAUGAAGAAGUUCAAAGACAAUCUGGUAUCUGGAUUUCAACUUCAGGAAGCUCACAAACCAUAUAAGAAGGGAACAAGAUCUUGGCAGCUGGACCAGAUACAAGCUAAUGUCACUCUGGAUCCAGACACCGUUCAUCCUGGACUCAUCCUGACUGAGGAUCGUAAAACUGUGAGGUGGGGAGAGAAACUGCAAGACCUGCCCAACAAUCCUGAGAGAUUUGAUAAUGGACAUUUUGUGCUAGGAUGUGAGGGAUUCACAGCAGGGAGACAUUGCUGGGAAGUCAGUGUGAAAAGUGGGAUGUUGUGGGCUGUGGGGGUUGCCAGUAAGUCUGUGAAGAGAAAGGGCACAUUCUAUUGGGGUCCCAAGGAAGGGAUCUGGGCUUUGGGGAAGUGGGGUCGUCAGUACCAGGCACUCGAUUCCCAUGCUGAGGUUCCUCUGCACCUGAAUGGGGAGCCUAAGAGGAUCCGAGUGACUCUAGACUGUGUUGAGCGGCAGGUGGCCUUUUCUGAUGUUGACUCAGCAGCCCCAAUCUACACCUGCUCAGAAGCCUCAUUCUCAGGAGAGCCCCUUCUCCCUUUCUUCUGGGUGGGUUGCAAUGCCACCCUGACACUCUCCCCCUGAAACAGCUGAAGAGUUAGAGACAGAUGUAUAUUAAGCUACAAACCUUGCAACCCAUGUACAGCCUUUCCCUCAAAAUAAGUUGGGGGCAUGCAACCCAUUGGGAAACGCAGGCCUUUCCUAUUUGAGAAGAAGCUGGCUCUGAACAACUGUGGUUGAUUCAUACCUGCAUCAGUCUGAGAGCCACUUUAUUCUGCAUCCCACUCCAUCAGAACUAUUUUCAAGGUUAAGGUGUAAAAACAACAAAGUGAUGGAUACAAAGCAGUGGUCCAUCAACAAAGUGAUGGACCCCAUAGCGAUGGAUAAUUAUAGGGCAAUUUCCCUUGGUUGGGUAAGGUGAUUGAGAGGGUGGUGGCCGACCACCUCUAGGCAGUUUUGGAGGAAACUGAUUUAUCUAGACAAAUUUCAGACUGGCUUUAGAACUGGCUAUGGGGUUGAGACAGCCUUGGUUGGCCUGAUGGAUUACCUCUACCGAGGAAUCGACAGAGGGAGUGUGACUCAAUUGGUUCUUUUGGAUCUCUUGGCAUCAUUUGACACCAUCAGCCAUGGUAUCCUUCUGGAUCGCCUGGGGAAGUUGGGGAUAGUGGGCACUGCUUUGCAGUGGUUCUGCUCAUAUCUCUCAGGUAGAUUCCAGAUGGUGGAGCUCGGUGACAGUUGCUCCUCAUAUGGAGUCCCUCAGGGUUUCAUUCUGUCACCAAUGCUUUUUAAUAUCUACAUUAAACUGCUGAGUGGUUUCAUAUCUAUAUCUGGAGGUUUGGUGCUGGGUGCUAUCAGUCUGCUGAUGACACCCAAAUCUACUUCUUUUCAUCUGCAUCAUCAGAGAAUGGCGUUCAUUCCCUGAAUGCCUGCCUACAGGCAGUAAUGGGCUGGAUGAGGGAUAACAAAUUGAAACUGAAUCCAAGCAAGAUGGAGGUGCUCAUUGAAGGGGCUCAGAAUCUGAGGGAUGAGUUAGAGCUUCCUGUGCUGGAUGGGGUUACAUUCCCCUGGAAGGAGCAGGUACGCAGCUUGAGAGUAAUCCUGGACUCAGGCCUCACCCUUGUAUCUCAGGUGGAGGCUAUGGCCAGGAGUGCUUCCUAUCAACUUCAACUGAUUCGACAGUUGUGUCCAUUCCUUGAAGAGAAUGACCUCAAAACAGUGGUGCAUCAGCUUGUAACCUUCAGGCUUGACUACUGCAAUGUGCUCUAUGUGGGGCUGCCUUUGUAUGUAGUUCAGAAACUUCAGUUAGUCCAAAAUGCAGCAGCUAAAUUGGUUUCUGUAGCAACCCGGAAAGACCACAUGAUGCCUGAUUUGAAACAGUUGCACUGGCUGUCGCUAUGUUUCCAGGCAAAAUACAAAGUGCUGGUUAUUACCUUUAAAGCCCUGAACGACUUAGGUCCAGGUUCCCUUAGAGAGCGUUGUCUUCUGCAUGAUCCUCACCGCACGUUAAGGUCAUCUGAGGAGGUCUGUCUCCAGUAAUCACCGGUGCGUCUGGUGGUGACUCAGAGGUGGGCCCUCUCUGUGGCGGCUCCUGGGUAGUAAUGUGCACGAACCGGUCUGCAGGCCAUGUCUGGCAGUUCGAUGGCGGAGAGGGUGUUUUUACUUACCCCUCCCUCCGCUAUCCCCCCUCUGGCACUCCAUUUGUGAGUAAAAAUUUCGGGGCAGCAGAGUUCCUCCCUGAUGCCCCUGCCCCCUUGUUGUCUGCCCAAAACACGGAAGUAACUGCCGCGCAUGUGCGCCCCACCAACGCACACAUGCUGCGCACGUCACAGUGCAAGCGUGCAUGCGUGGCCGUUACUUCCGU